AACUUCACAGGAUACAUUUCUUCAACAUUCUGCAAUGCCAGUUCCCUUUAUGUGCUCGAUUUGGCUCACAACAAUUUGACAGGUAUGAUUCCACAAUGCCUGGGAACAUUAACUUCUCUUAAUGUAUUGGAUAUGCAAAUGAACAACCUCUAUGGAAGCAUUCCUAGAACCUUUACCAAAGGAAAUGCAUUUGAGACUAUAAAGUUGAAUGGCAACCAAUUGGAAGGACCAUUACCACAAUCUUUGGCUAACUGUUCAUAUCUUGAAGUUUUGGACCUUGGUGACAACAACGUUGAGGAUACAUUUCCUGAUUGGCUAGAAACUCUACCAGAGUUACAGGUGAUAAGUUUACGAUCAAAUAAUCUUCAUGGUGCAAUCACCUGUUCUAGCACCAAGCAUACAUUUCCCAAGUUGAGAAUUUUUGAUGUCUCUAACAACAAUUUUAGUGGGCCCUUGCCAACAUCAUGCAUCAAGAACUUUCAAGGAAUGAUGAAUGUGAAUGACAAUAACACUGGUUUGCAAUACAUGGGUGACUCUUAUUACUACAAUGAUUCUGUUGUGGUCACAGUGAAAGGUUUUUUCAUUGAGCUAACAAGGAUAUUGACUGCUUUCACAACUAUUGAUUUAUCAAAUAACAUGUUUGAAGGUGAAAUUCCACAAGUCAUUGGAGAAUUAAAUUCUCUCAAAGGACUUAAUCUUUCAAAUAAUGGAAUCACAGGUAGCAUUCCACAAUCUUUGAGUCAUUUGAGAAAUUUGGAGUGGUUGGACCUCUCAUGCAACCAAUUGACGGGUGAGAUUCCUGAGGCUUUGACAAAUUUGAACUUCCUCUCAGUCUUAAACCUUUCACAAAACCAUCUUGAGGGAAUCAUACCUAAAGGUCAACAGUUUAAUACAUUUGAAAAUGAUUCUUUUGAAGGAAAUACAAUGUUGUGUGGAUUCCAAUUGUCUAAAUCAUGCAAAAAUGAGGAAGAUCUGCCACCUCAUUCAACAUCUGAAGAUGAAGAAGAAUCCGGAUUUGGCUGGAAAGCUGUGGCAAUUGGAUAUGGAUGUGGGGCAAUAUCCGGGUUCCUCUUGGGAUAUAAUGUAUUCUUCUUCACUGGUAAACCUCAAUGGCUUGUUAGAAUUGUUGAAAACAUGUUUAACAUAAGACUGAAAAGAACAAACAACAGAUACUGUGCAAAUCGCAGAAGAAUGAAUUAAUUUGAUGUUUGUAUUUUCAAAUAUGUAGUUACAGCUGUUUGUAAUUAUAUACUAUAUCUUUUAAUACCAGUUUAUUAUAUA
This is a messenger RNA of Medicago truncatula (barrel medic), 1281 nucleotides long. Its product is annotated as receptor-like protein 9DC3. NCBI's taxonomy places the organism in Eukaryota, Viridiplantae, Streptophyta, Magnoliopsida, Fabales, Fabaceae. Gene Ontology annotation, molecular function: protein binding. The transcript has a single exon. The record is from RefSeq and is a predicted model, not a curated record. The coding region runs from base 85 to 1200 and encodes 371 amino acids.